AAUAUACCGGUAAACAUUCCAUUCCAUUUUUGACGUUUGGAGAUUUGUGGUGGCUGUAAAAAGCCUUUUUUCAUGAUUGAAAAAGGAGAUUUUGAAAAAAAUUGUGAUUGGUCAUAAAGUUCAUAUAUCAGAGAACACAUGUACCUAAAACUAUGCAGCUGAAGCAUAUGAAAACGCUGCUAGCACCGCAGGAUGGUGCAAAUAAAAUCACAGCCAUGGCCUGGUCGGCUAACAAUGGGAAGCUGGCUGUCUGUACAGCAGACCGAGUGGUGCUGCUUUAUGAUGAGCAUGGCGAGAAACGAGAUAAGUUCUCAACAAAACCUGCAGACGCUAAGUAUGGAAAGAAGAGUUACACAGUGAAAGGCCUGGCUUUUUCACCCGAUUCUUCCAAAGUAGCCGUUGGACAGACAGACAACAUUGUGUUUGUUUACAAAAUAGGGGACGAGUGGGGUGAUAAGAAAUCCAUCUGCAACAAGUUUGUCCUCCAGAGUGCUGUGACCUGUCUGGUGUGGCCAGGUGAUGGUGCCAUUGUUGUUGGUUUAGCUGAUGGGAAGGUGAGGGCUGCCAACAUCAAGACCAACAAAUCGUCCACUUUGUACAGUGCUGACUCCUACUGUGUAUCACUCGCACCAAAUCCGUCCGGGAAAGGAUUCCUUUCUGGUCAUGCCAACGGGGCUAUUGUGAGAUAUUUCUUCGACGACGAAGGGUCUGGUGAUUCCCAGGGGAAAGUCUGCACUCAUCCUUGCCCACCAUACGCCCUCGCCUGGGCGACCAACUCGAUCGUUGCUGCCGGUUGUGACAAGCGGAUAUACGGCUACAGUCGAGAGGGACGCGUUCUUCAGCAGUUUGAUUACAGCCGUGAUGAGGAUGAGCAUGAGUUUACGACAGCUGUUUGCAGUCCAAGUGGACAGUCUGUUGUCCUUGGAAGUUUUGACAGAUUACGAGUAUUGAACUGGAGCCCAAGGAAGAGUUGCUGGGACGAGGGGAAGUCCAAGGACAUCCCAAAUCUGUACACCAUUACUGCAUUGGCGUGGAAGAAGGAUGGAUCUAGACUCGUUGCUGGGACCCUUUGCGGAGGUGUGGAGCUGUUCGACUGCUGCCUGAAACGAGCCAUCUACAAGAACAAAUUUGAGAUGACUUACGUCGGUCUGAGUCAAGUCAUUGUGAAGAAUCUCGCAAGUGGGACGCGCGUAGUUUUGAAGUCGUACUACGGGUACGAGAUUGACGAGGUUAAGAUCAAGGGAGAGGAUCGUUUCCUUGUCGCCCACACGUCGGAUACCCUUAUGCUCGGUGACCUGCAGGAGAAUAAGCUGAGUGAAGUGCCGUGGCAGGGGUCUGGAGGGAAUGAGACCUUCAACUUUGAGUACGAAAAUGUGUGCAUCAUCUUCAAUGCUGGUGAACUCUCAUUGGUGGAAUAUGGUUCCAAUGAAAUCCUUGGAUCUGUGCGUUCGGAGUACACUAACCCCCACCUCAUUAGUGUGCGACUGAAUGAGAGGAAACAGCGCGGUGUCGACCAGAACAAAAAGAUGGCUUAUCUCAUCGAUCUCAAGACAAUCGCCAUAAUUGAUCUCGUGAGUGGCCUCAAUCUCGGCCAGAUCAGCCACGACUCCAAGAUCGACUGGCUCGAACUCAACGAAACUGGCGGAAAGAUGUUGUUCAGAGACAAACGCCUCCGCCUCCAUCUGUAUGACAUACAGACAGAGAACAGGACGACGAUUCUGAACUACUGCACCUACGUUCAGUGGAUUCCCGGCAGUGAUGUCGUGGUGGCACAAAACAGGGACAAUCUCUGCGUCUGGUAUAACAUCGAUGCGCCGGAGAGGGUCACCAUGUUCCCAAUGAAGGGUGAAGUUGUCGGCAUUGAGAGAAACGAAGGUAAAACGGAUGUGAUCGUGAAUGAAGGGGUCCAGACCGUCUCGUACACCCUUGAUGAAGGCCUCAUAGAGUUCGGUACGGCCAUCGACGAUGGAGAUUUCGCACGAGCUGUCGCUUUCUUGGAGACCCUGGAGAUGUCACCGGAGACGGAAGCCAUGUGGAGGACGCUUAGUAAACUGUCACUCGAGGCGAGACAACUACCCAUCGCUGAAAGGUGUUUUGCUGCCCUGGGAGACGUGGCCAAGGCUCGCUAUCUCAGAGAGACAAACAAACAGGCCGAAGAGGCAGCCAAGAUAUCUGGAGGUGAUGGCUUCAACCACUACAAGGUCCGCGCUCGUAUGGCCAUCUUGGACAAGCAGUUCAAAUCUGCUGAGGGGAUAUACUUGGAGAGGAACAACAUUGACGAGGCAAUGGAAAUGUACCAGGAGAUGCACAAGUGGGACGAGGCCAUCGACGUCGCCGAAGCCAAGGGCCACCCCGAGCUAGAGAAUCUGCGACGUACCUACUACCAGUGGCUGAUGGAGACCGGGCAGGAGGAGAAGGCGGGCGAGGUCAAGGAGAGGGACGGUGACUACAUGGCGGCCAUCAACUUGUACCUGAAGGCUGGGCUACCUGCCAGGGCGGCACGACUUGCUACAAGUAGAGAGGACCUGAUGUCCAGCUCUGACCUGAUCACUCGCAUUGCCUCAGCAUUACUGAAGGGAGAGUUCCAUGAGAGGGCUGGCGACUUGUACGAGAAGAUCAGGAACUCCUCCAAGGCCAUGGAGUGCUAUCGCAAGGGCCGCUGCUACAGAAAGGCUGUCGAGCUAGCCCGUCACGCUUUCCCUAGCGACGUCGUCAAGCUAGAAGAGGAGUGGGGCGAUCACUUGGUCUCGCAGAAACAACUAGACGCUGCCAUCAAUCAUUUCAUCGAGGCCGGCUCGACCCUGAAGGCCGUAGAAGCUGCCAUCAACUCACGACAGUGGAGCAAGGCAGUACAGAUUCUUGAGAUGCAGGACUCGAGCAUGUCUGCCAAGUAUUACAAGAAGAUUGCUGUACACUACGCAACUGUCGGUGACUAUGAGAGAGCGGAGAAAUAUUAUGUCGAAGCUGGCUUGGCCACUGAGGCAAUCACGAUGUACAACUCGGCUGGAAAGUGGGAGGAUGCGCACCGACUUGCCUCAUCCUGCAUGAAGGCUGAGGACGUGGCUACCAUGUAUAUCUCCCAGGCACAGCAGCUCGAGUCGCAGGGAAAAUACAAGGAGGCCGAAAGACUAUACGUCGCUGUUGACGAGCCUGACCUGGCCAUCACCAUGUACAAGAAGGAGAAGCUCUACUCGGACAUGAUCCGCCUCGUAAAACUUCACCACAAAGAUCUGAUACAGGACACCCAUCUCCACUUGGCCAAGGAGAUCGAGGCCGAGGGCAACCUCCGCCAGGCCGAGCAUCAUUACCUGGAGGCGAAGGAUUGGAAGGGAGCGGUCAACAUGUACAGGACGUCUGACAUGUGGGAUGAAUCUUACAGGGUCGCCAAGAGCCAUGGGGGCCCUAAUGCAGCUAAACAAGUGGCCUACCUCUGGGCCAAAAGCCUGGGUGGAGACUCCGCCGUCAAACUGCUGUCCAAGUUUGGUCUCCUUGAGGCUGCCAUUGAUUACGCCACAGAAAAUUGUGCGUUUGAGUUUGCGUUCGACCUCGCCAAGACGGCCAUGAAGAACAAGAUACCCGAGAUCCAUCUGAAACACGCCAUGUUCCUCGAAGACGAGGGCAAGUUCAAGGAGGCCGAGAUGGAAUUCAUUGGAGCUAGCAGGCCAAAGGAAGCAGUCCUCAUGUAUGUUCACAACCAAGACUGGGACUCGGCCCAACGUGUUGCAGAAGAGUAUGAUCCUGACUCAGUGAGUGACGUCCUCGUUGGUCAGGCAAGAUAUGCCUUCGAACUGAAGGAUUUCCAGAAGGCUGAAUCGUUCCUUCUCCGGGCACAGCGCCCAGAGCUGGCCAUUAAGUACUACAGGGAUGCAGGAAUGUGGCAGGAUGCUCUGCGCGUCUGCAAGGAAUACAUCCCCCACAAACUGCAGCAGCUUCAGGACGAAUACGACCGGGAGAUGACGACGAAAUCGACAAAGGGAGCAGACACGCUCAUCCAGCAGGCAAAGGAAUGGGAGUCAUCCGGCGAAUAUCCUCGCGCUAUUGACUGCUACUUAAAGAUAACAAGCACCCACACGACCGAUAUGAAUUCACUCGAUAAGUGCUGGGUUAAAGCUGGUGAUCUGGCUAUUAAGUUCUUGGAUGGUGAUAAGGCUGUGGAUGUCAUCCAUGUUGUUGGGCCCCGCCUCUGCGAGAUCAAGAGAUAUAAUUCGGCUGCAGAACUCUACCUGAGCGUUGAUAUGGUCAAGGAAGCGAUCGAUGCGUUCAUGGAUGGAGAGGAGUGGAACAAGGCAAAGAAAGUCGCCAAGGAACUUGAACCAAGAUAUGAACAAUAUGUUGAUGAUAAAUAUAAGGAUUAUCUCAGAAACCAAGGGAAGGCAGAAGCGCUUGUCGGUGUUGACGUCAUCUCGGCGCUGGACAUGUACGUCGAGCGAGGCCAAUGGGAGAAGUGCCUGGAGGUGGCCGAGCAGCAGAACUACAAGGUUCUUCAUAAAUACGUUGCCCUGUACGCUACAUCUCUCAUCAAGGACAACAAGAUUAACGAUGCGCUAGAUCUCUAUGUCAAACACGGGGCCCCAGCCAACCAACAGAAUUUCAACAUCUACAAAAGAAUUGUGAGUGAAGUCUUGAACAUGAAAAACAUCAACAAGGCAGAGUCCUACAGAAUCUGGGCAGAUUUGAGAGACAUGCUCUACGACUUGUGUGAAAAUAUGGUGAAGUCGUCCGAUGCCAACACGCCCCAGCAUGAAGAGUUCGAGAACAUGAUGUUGGUUGCGCACUACUACGCCACACGCUCGGCAUGCCAGGCACAGAAGUCUCUCGAGGGUAUGGCGACCAAGUUGUCUGUGGCCUGCCUCCGUCAUACCGAUAUCAUCCCGGCGGAUAAGGCGUUCUAUGAAGCUGGCGUAAUGUGUAAGGCAAUAGGCUGGGAAAACAUGGCGUUCGUCUUCUUGAAUCGCUACCUUGACUUGGUGGAGGCCAUUGACGAGGGUUCCCUGGAUAUGCUCGACCACAGCGACUUCCAGGAUACUGACAUACCGUUUGAGAUACCACUACCAGAGAAAGCACAUCUUCAGGAACAUGAACAUGAAGACAUCAAGGAGUGGGUAUUGGCCGUCUCAAUGGACCAAAAGGUUGAGCAGAUCCUUCCCUCAGACGAGCGAGACACGUAUGAGGCCUCCCUUGUGGCGUCCAACACUGGCAUUAGGUCCCUGCCGUGUGUGAUUUCUGGCUACCCAGUGUUGAGAAACAAAUUGGAGUUCAAGCGUCCCGGCAAAGUCGCCAACAAGGAUGAGUGGAAUAAGUUCCUCAUGGCCACAAAGGUCUCGCACAGCACAGAGCUCCAAGACGUCCUCAAGUUCAUCGGCCAGUGGUGCGGCUCAACACCAAACCCCAGCUACUCCUUCCAGUAAACGAAAAUGUCAUGGUAUUGAUCCAAGCACGGCGCCCCUGGAUGUCCUCAAGUGCAUCGGCCAGUGGUGCAGCUCAACACCAAACCAAAGCUACUCCUUCCUGUAAAGGAAAACUUGAUGGUUUAUUGUUAACAGAGAGAGUAUCAUUAUCUAUUGAGAGUUGACUAAAGAUUUCGUUUUGACUAUGUUUUCAUCAAAAAGGAUUUAGUAUGCUUUUAUUCUUGUCACCCAGAAUCUACUGUUAUCAGUUUGACUGUUAUAGUUGUAAUCUGUUAGAAUGUUGAAAGGCAAAACGUGUAUGUAUGAUUGCACAUCCUUCUUUUAAAAGCAACAUUACGUCCAUUCAUACUCAGGAUUUUUCAGUGUUUUGAGGAAUUUACACUUAAAAUUGUCUCCAACAUAAAGGUCUAAAGUCAACCCAUGACUAUACACAACAAAAGGCAUCGUUUACAGCAGUGUGUCUUUGAAUUCACCUUCUUCUCAAUCCGUCCAAGCUUGUUUCGAAGACAUAUUAAAAUUUAGUUUUAUAUUGUACAAGAUAUAAUCAGUAUGUCCCUCCAAUAAUGCUAUGAAUUGAAUGACGCGUAUUAGUGGAAUUUCUUCAUGUAUUCGUGUUAUGCUAUUUCAUAAUAAUUUAGGUUUUCUGA
Messenger RNA from Lineus longissimus, 6055 nucleotides. RefSeq names its product intraflagellar transport protein 172 homolog. Gene Ontology annotation, biological process: intraciliary transport. Lineage: Eukaryota; Metazoa; Nemertea; Pilidiophora; Heteronemertea; Lineidae. The transcript is spliced from 30 exons. The record is from RefSeq and is a predicted model, not a curated record. Bases 153 to 5408 code for a protein of 1751 amino acids. Gene Ontology annotation, molecular function: protein binding. Gene Ontology annotation, cellular component: ciliary basal body; axoneme; intraciliary transport particle B.